Molecule: messenger RNA, 2544 nt
Organism: Dracunculus medinensis (Guinea worm)
Lineage: Eukaryota; Metazoa; Nematoda; Chromadorea; Rhabditida; Dracunculidae
Source: the annotation of a GenBank genome assembly
AUGGCAGAGCCACCAAUGCCUGACCUAUCGCAUUUAAGCGCCGAAGAGCGACAAAUAAUCGAAGAGGUGCUUCAACGACAACGUGCUGAAGAGGAAAAAGAGACACAACUCAGUCAAAAGGCUGAUCAAGAAUUAGAAGCAAUCGAAAAGCAAAUCAACGAAAGGAAAGAAAAUGCUAGGCGCUUAAUCGGAACUCAAGAUGAUGCGAUUUGUCAAAUUUGUCAAAAAACAAAAUUUGCUGAUGGCAUUGGCCAUAAAUGCUUUUAUUGUCAGUUGAGGUCAUGCGCACGUUGUGGUGGACGAACCACUAGCAAAAAUAAGCAAAUAUGGGCAUGUUCACUUUGCCAAAAAAGGCAACAAAUUCUAGCCAAAACUGGCAAAUGGUUUCAACAACCACCGUUAUCCGACGAAUUAAAAUGUACCUAUAGUGCGGGAGAAGUAAGGUAUCAUCCAACACGUUCCGUUUCUGGAGGACAAAUCGGAAUUACCCGUAAGAGCAGUUCGCAAAAUGUGGUACGAACUAAUGGUCCACAAGCAUCACCAACACCACAGCAGCAAAGCGAAGAAUUUAAUCAACAGAAUCUUCGACCACAUGGCCCUAGCCAAGCUUAUCAGCAGCCAAUACAAAAGCAACUCUCACAGAAGCGACAAAAUACUCUUCAUCGGCAACCAUCAUUGCAACCAUCGUUAGAGGUUUUUUUCUUUUUUAAACUUUUCUGCUUUUAUAGCAAUAAUUUAUAUAAUUUUUAUCAAACUCUAGUUGAUAUUAUACAAUUUAAGCAUCCGGUUACAUGGCAACCUUCAGCAGAUCAACGAAAAUUAAUUGGGCAUAUGAUAUUGCAUAAAACUGAUGGCGUAUAUGGUGAUUUAGGUUUAAAGGUUGUGGGUGGAAGGAGAACGGAUACGGGUCGACUUGGAGCUUUUAUUACACGAGUUAAGCCGGGUUGUAUUGCUGAUACAGUUGGUCAUUUGCGGCCAGGCGAUGAAGUACUGGAAUGGAAUGGCCAUCAACUGCAAAAUGCAACUUUUGACCAAGUUUAUGAGAUUAUCAAUUCUUCUAAGAACGAUGUUCAAGUUGAAUUGAUCGUAUCUCGCUCAACGAGUAUUCCCGGUGGUGAUGAUUUCUUAAAUUUACACAGAGUGCCGUCAGAACGACAACUUGUGGUGACUAUAGGAAGAGCUAUAGAUCUUCCUCCAAGAUCCGAUGGAACUCUAAGAAAUCCUUACGUUAAAUUAUUCUUAUUACCUGAUCGAAGCGAAAAAAGUCGUCGUCAAUCAGCGGUACUCGUUGAAACUUGUAAUCCGAUUUGGAAUGAACCAUUUUACUAUCAUGGUUUCACUGAAGCAAUGCUAAUGGAACGUGUACUUGAGGUCACCGUAUGGGAUUAUGACAAAUUCGAAACAAAUGCUUUUCUCGGUGAAACAUUAAUUGACUUUUCGAUAGCACAAUUAAAUGAUGAACCAUUUUUAUAUACGUUGGUUGAUAUGGAUGAAGAAAAUCCCCUUCGAGCGCUAUUGCCACCACCAGUAGUUAUGCGUAGAUCACGAACUUAUGAUCGCUGUGGCAUGCGUGUAGAAGAUGACUGGACUAUCCACAACACAUCUGGGUAUCUUUCUGAUCAUGGAUAUAAUAAUCAGGUACCAACUAGACUACAUACGAGAGAACGAAGGCCUCGUUCUGCAACAACAAUAAAUCCACGUCGUAUGCCGAAUGGCGAUACAGAUCAGCGACAAAUGUUACCACAGAUCGAGAAUAGCAUUGAAGAAUAUGUUGAAGAAGGUGCAACUAGUGAUCCAGUUAUGACAAAAUCUGGCAUGAAAGAACGCAAGAAGGGUUUAAUGACCAGAUUAAUUCCGGGAAGAAAUGCGCCAUUAGAAGGCAAACGAACUGGUUUUGCAAGGUCUGAAGAAGUUGGUGUACCAGAGGGUCUUUCUGUACCAACGGAUUAUUUCCAACCGCCAUUCAUAAAACAAACAUCGAAAGAAUCAGAUUCUGCGUAUAAUGACAAUUGGGGUCCAGUUUUGCCUGAAGGUCCAUUAGGAAUUUUUGUGGACAAUCUUGGACCGGGACAGGUUGUCGGAAGGCAAGUUCUUGCUAGUCCUGUGCUCGGAGAGAUUCAACUUGGUAUCGCUGCCGGAAGGACGGGAAUCGAUGUUGAAAUAAUCCGUGCAAAAAACUUAGUGGUUAAGCCUGGUGUGAAAGUCAAUCCUGCGCCUUAUGUGAAAUUAUAUCUCAUGGAAGGAAAACAAUGUGUGGCAAAAGCUAAAACAAAUCCAGUGAGAAGGACUACUGCACCAUUAUUUCAGCAACACAUUGUUUUUUCUGAGUCACCGCGUAAAAAGAUGCUUCAGGUAACAGUGAUGGGUGAUUAUGGAAGAAUGGAACGUAAAUCGUUUAUGGGUAUCGCUCAAAUUCGCCUCGAUGAUCUUGAACUAUCUAUGGAACCAUUAAUUGGAUGGUACAAAUUAUAUCAUAGUUCAAGUCUUGCUGGUACAGGCCCAGUUCGAAAAGAUAGUGAAACCAGUCUCAAUGAUUUAAAGUAG